AUGGAAGAUCAACUAUUCAAAGUCAAUCUUAGAGCCCACUCGAGUGAUAGAGUUUCUUGGGCUAGGCUGGGACACGGGGAGGAACCGCAAAUUCGUCCCGCAGAGAAAAGUCGACCGAAUCAGAAAAGAAAUCCGGAAGCGAAUCGACUCAGGGCUCUGGAAUUGGAGACAGGCGAAGUCGAUUCUUGGAAAAUUAAACUUCGUAGGAUUUGCAAUACCUCUGGGACGGUUGCAUUGUCGGCGCAUCCAGAUAGCCAGCAAAAGACUCCCAGAAUUCGAACCAAAGACAUCAUAUCGUAUCCCGCAAGAGGUGAUUCAGCAGCUUCAUUGGUGGCUAGAGAAUUUGGAACAGACGUCAGAACUUUUCACACCUCCGAUAACAGUAUUCCUGUCGACCGAUGCGUCGGACGUUGGUUGGGGUGCUCAUCUGCUAGACAAAAUAAUCAAGGGUACUUGGACGGCCAAACAAACGUUAUGGCACAUAAACAAAAAGGAGUUGUUUGCCGUUUUCCGUGCAUUGAGGAGGUACAGGGCGAUUCUGAGGCACAAAACCGUAUUGAUACAGUCCGACAGCCAGACGGUUGUUGCUUAUAUAAGAAACGAGGGAGGCACCAAAUCCAGAACCCUUCUCAGAAUGACGGAACAGCUACUGUUGUUUGCAAGGAGCUACCAGAUCCAGAUAUCAGUAAGGUACAUCCCGGGGUUUACAACAGUAUUGCCGAUCACCUGUCUCGGCAGAAGGCGGUGCCAGACUGGCACCUGUCAGAGACUGCCAUUCGUCCAAUUUUUCUCAAAUGGGGCCAACCAACAAUCGAUCUGUUUGCAACCAGGAGGUCGAGAGUCGUAGCUGCCUAUGUGAGCCAGUUUCCGGAGGACACGGACGCCCUUUUCAUAGAUGCGUUCAGUCGCCCAUGGAGCUUCGGAAUUGCUUGGGUAUUUCCCCCUCCAUCAUUAAUUCCAAGGAUGCUCCAUCACCUCAAUUCAGCGGAGGGGACUUAUAUUGUGAUCGCCCCACGAUGGGAGCAGGCAUUUUGGCUGCCCGACUUACGCAAGAGAGCGCUGGAGCCAUCACUGCCGAUUCAAGACACCCAUCUUCACCUGAUAGACAUGGCGACCAAUCAAGUUCCACCAGAAGUCCAGCAAGCUACAUUUGGAGGCUUGGAAGGUGCGGGGUGGCUACAUUACACCGAGGGAUGGAGCGCAGAUGAUAUAGCGCUUCUAUUGAAAGCCUGGAGACCUGGUACCCUCAAGACAUACUCGGCAGGCUGGAAACGAUGGCUGGAGUGGGCUAGGAGUCAGAAGGUUCAAGUCAAUAACCCUAACCCAAAGAGGUCGCAUUGUUUCUUAGUUUUUACACAAGGCUAA
Acanthoscelides obtectus is the source of this 1365-nucleotide messenger RNA. NCBI's taxonomy places the organism in Eukaryota, Metazoa, Arthropoda, Insecta, Coleoptera, Chrysomelidae. The record is from the annotation of a GenBank genome assembly.